CGCAAAGGCCCGGAUUUCAGUCUUGCCAAGCACGAUGGCAAUGCUACCAUCCGAAUAUCGUCGAUGGGAGCCCUUUGCACGCACGCAGGGACAAUUGCUGCUACCGCACCAGCAGUCGUUCUGGGAUGGCGUGGAUUAGUGGUCGGCGGCCAUAUCCUGACUUCUGAUCAUGUCGACUAGAGCAGCGGUUCGCCCGGCCGUCCGCAUGACCUUCUUCUGAUAAGGCUGGCUGCGCUGAUGAUGCAUCUAUCGCCGCUCGAAUACUGGCCAAUGCACGUGCGCUAAGGUUCUGGCAAUCUUCACACAGGUGCGUUUCCCAAGGACGGCAAGGCUCAGCAUUCGACGAUGAUACCUACACUCUCUGUUCUGGCGACUUCUGCAUGAGCCAUGAACUAAACAUGCAUCACCAUCUGACCCAUCAACUCCACUCCUCUAUAGCCGACGACCAGCCGCAUCUGCAGGCUGCUGACACGCUCACGCAGUGCUUUCACCACAACGGCAAUUCAGAUCAUAUUUGCGCGCAUUGGGCAGCGCGGACGCUACAUCCCUUAGAAUGUGUCGAACUGGCAGGUAUUUCGGCCGCAACCGGCGCAAGCAUCAAUACUCCCGUGCGGCAGUCUUCGAGAUGAGCUGUAAUUGCAGCGUAUUUGGCGUGCGGCACGAUCCAAAGCUCAGUGACUUCGGCGCUUUUGGAGCCACGACAACCUGAUAUUCACGAACAGCACAAGAGAAUACCUA
This is a messenger RNA of Baudoinia panamericana UAMH 10762, 738 nucleotides long. RefSeq lists its product as uncharacterized. The record is from RefSeq and is a predicted model, not a curated record. Lineage: Eukaryota; Fungi; Ascomycota; Dothideomycetes; Mycosphaerellales; Teratosphaeriaceae. The transcript has 3 exons. Bases 399 to 629 code for a protein of 76 amino acids.